Molecule: messenger RNA, 6203 nt
Organism: Salmo salar (Atlantic salmon)
Lineage: Eukaryota; Metazoa; Chordata; Actinopteri; Salmoniformes; Salmonidae
Source: RefSeq, a predicted model, not a curated record
UCAUGUCAUGACAGCCUUGUCGUCACGUCUGAUCUAUGACAUAACGUCGUCGUUUCAAAUGGCACCCUAUAUUGUACACUACCCAUAGGGCUCUGGUCAAAAGUAGUGCAGCACAUGGGGAAUAGGGUGCAAUUUGGGAUACAUACACUGAUAAAGGGCUGAGUUACACACGACUAAAUUACUAUCUACUACGUGUCAAAUCAAAGGUCUUCUUGCAACAUGGGCCUAAUUUUGGUCAAUCUCAACACCACAGAUGUUUACAUUAGUUUGCUAGCCGUAUGGGGCCCGAUUCCCUAUGUAGUGCACUAGUUUUGACCGUCCUGGUCAAAAGUAGUGCACAAGAGUGCCAUUUGGGACAUAUCUCAUGUUAUAUGGACCUUUUGAGGAAUGCGUUUGCAGCUACGGGGAAGACAUUUGUUUGGACCAGGUCCUCGCAGGAGAUGAAGGACUUGAACCAGUAACUGAUGUGGAGUUGAAGCGGCUGAAGGAUGCCUUUAAGAGGACCAGCGGCCUGUCCUUCUACAUGGCCCAACAGUGCUUCUACAGAGAAGUACUGGGAGAUGGGAUCCCUCCGAAGGUUGCAGAGGUGAUCUACAACUCGUUUGGAGGCACUUUUAAAGGACUACACUUCAACAACCUCAUUAUUGGCCUGGUGCUGCUGACCAGAGGACGAGAUGGGGAGAAGGCCAAGUACCUCUUCAGCCUGUUUGCCAGUGAGUCGGGUGGCUAUGCGGCGCGGGACGACAUGGAGGCCGUGCUACGGGCGGUGGACGGGGAAGUCCCGCCCUCUCUCAGGAAGUGCUUCAGCGAGGGGGAGAAAGUCAACUAUGAGCGCUUUAAGAACUGGCUCCUUCAGAACACAGAGGCGUUCACCUUCUCCCGUUGGCUGCUCUCCGGGGGCGUGUGUGUCACCCUUACAGACGACAACGACACGCCCACCUUCUACCAGACUCUGGCCGGAGUUACACACUUAGAAGAGUCUGAUAUCAUUGACUUGGAGAAGCGCUAUUGGCUGCUGAAAGCCCAGUCCAGGACCGGACGCUUUGACCUGGAAACCUUUGUCCCGCUGGUCUCUCCUCCUAUUCACGCUUCGCUAAGUAAAGGUUUGUUUCAUGCGUUUGAUGAGAACCGGGACAACCACAUCGACUUUAAGGAGAUCUCCUGUGGCCUGUCUGCCUGUUGCCGGGGGCCCGUCGCCGAGAGGCAGAAAUUUUGUUUCAAAGUGUUUGAUGUGGACCGAGACGGGGUUCUGUCUCGAGACGAAAUCCAUGAAAUGGUGGUCGCACUCCUGGAGGUGUGGAAAGACAAUCGCACACACACACUCCCUGAACUGCUCACCAACGUGUCGGACAUAGUGGAAGGAAUCCUGAAGAUGCACGACACGACCAAGCUGGGUCACCUGACCCUAGAGGACUACCAAAUCUGGAGUGUGACGAGCGCUCUGGCCAACGAGUUCCUCAACCUGCUGUUCCAGGUGUCCCACAUUGUCCUGGGCCUUCGGCCUGCUACUCCUGAAGAGGAAGGACAAAUCAUCAGGGGGUGGCUGGAGAGAGAGGGCAGACAUGGGCUUCAGCCUGGUGAGAACAGGUUCCUCAUCUCCAGCCAGUGGUGGAAGCUGUGGAAAGACUACGUCAGAUAUGACCACAAGUCCAUCGUGGUGGAUCAGCCCUCUAUCCUCUCCUCUCUGAGGAAUCCUCAGGCUUCUGCCACCGUCGAGCCUGCCCCCCUGAAGCCAGGGGUGGGUGGAAGCCUGGGGGUCCCCAGCCCAGCCAGCCCCUCAGAGGACAGGUCUCCUAAUGCUCUGUCCAGCGCCUCUGAAGCCACAGAGACCCACAACACAGUGGUGACCACCCAGACCGGCCCCUCAGCCACAGAGAUCUGUUUUGCCCGGCAACACAACAACCAGUGUUUCUCCGGGUCCAACGGCCACAUCCCCUCCCUCUCUCAGUCCCAGUCCCAGCUGGCAGCUCAGAGGCCUGGAGCCAUCGACAACCAGCCCCUGGUCAACACAGACCCCAUGAAGGCCCCCUCGUUGACCAUGGAAGGAGGUCGGCUGAAGCAGUCCUUACAGCUGGUGGCGGGCAGGGACUUUGAGACGGUACCAGAGCCUGUGUGGAGGGCGCUGUUCCACUGGUAUGGAGCCAACCUCAGCCUUCCACGACCGGUGAUCCAGCAGACUGAAACAGGCCAUGCUGAGCUGGAGCUCUUCCCACUCUACCUCCUCUUCCUGCGGCAGCAGCCCGCCACACGCACCCCCCAGUCCAACAUCUGGGUUAACAUGGGUAUGACCAGCCUGAGAAUGUUCCCCCAGCACCUCCCCAGAGGUAACGUGCCCUCCCACAACGCUCCUCUGAAGCGUGUCCUGACCUAUACAGGCUGUUUCAGCCGCGUGGGAACCAUCAAGGACAUCCACCUGUACCUGUCUCAGAGGCUACGCAUCAAAGACGAGGACAUGAGGCUGUGGCUCUACAACAGCGAGAACGAUCUGACCCGGUUCUUCUCCUUCCCCCAGAACGAUCUGACCCUGCUGGAUGAUGAGGACCACACUCUGGAGGGCCUGAAGAUCCAGGACGAGCAGCACUUAGUUAUCGAGGUUCGGAACAAAGACAUGAGCUGGCCAGAAGAGAUGUCCUUCAUCGCUAACAGCAGUAAAAUGGACCGACACAAAGUUGCUACGGAGAAGGGUGCCACGGGCCUCAGUAACCUAGGCAACACGUGCUUUAUGAACUCUAGUAUCCAGUGUGUUAGCAACACCACGCCCCUCACGGAUUACUUCAUCUCAGGAAGACACCUGUAUGAACUCAACAGAACCAACCCCAUCGGGAUGCGAGGUCACAUGGCUAAAUGCUACGGAGACUUGCUGAUGGAGCUGUGGAGUGGAACACAGAGGAACGUUGCUCCUCUCAAACUCAGGUGGACGAUAGCGAAGUACGCCCCGCGUUUCAACGGCUUCCAGCAGCAGGACAGUCAAGAGCUUCUGGCUUUCCUAUUGGACGGGCUCCAUGAGGACCUGAACAGGGUGCAUGAGAAACCCUACGUAGAGCUGAAGGACAGCAACGGACGACCCGACUGGGAGGUCGCUUCAGAGGCGUGGGAGAACCACUUGCGGAGGAACCGUUCCAUCGUGGUGGAUCUGUUCCACGGCCAGCUCAAGUCCCAGGUCAAGUGUAAGACGUGUGGUCACAUCAGCGCCCGCUUCGACCCCUUCAACUUCCUGUCUUUACCCCUCCCCAUGGACAGCUCCAUGCACCUGGAGAUCACUGUCAUUAUGCUGGAUGGUUCUACCCCUGUACGGUUCGGCCUGAGGCUCAACAUAGAUGACAAGUACAUCGGUCUGAAGAAACAGCUGAGUGAACUGUGUAGUCUGAAACCAGACCAGAUAUUACUGGCUGAGGUCCACACCUCCAACAUCAAGAACUUCCCUCAGGAUAACCAGAAGGUGCGUCUGUCGGUGAACGGCUUCCUGUGUGCGUUUGAGAUCCCUGUCCCAGGCUCCCCCACUUCCCUCUCCUCUCCAACACAGACAGGCAUCAGCCCUGUGCCCAUGGCUAACGGGGUGGCGGUGACAGCUGAAGGGCAUCUUGCCGGUAAGCCUGGCCUGAUCCCCAACGGCGUUCCCAGCGCCGUGGUGCCCUGCAGAGAGGCCGCAGAGAGAGCCCUGGUCGACGGAGGGUUGUGGGUGUCCCCCGUCCAGGACAGCCCCUUCAUCGGGUACAUUAUUGCCAUGCACAGGAAGAUGAUGCGGACGGAGUUGUAUUUCCUGUCCAGUCAGAAGAACCGUACCAGUCUGUUUGGGAUGCCGCUGAUCGUUCCCUGUACGGUUCACACCAGUCAGAAGGACCUGUAUGAUGCUGUCUGGAUACAGGUGACCCGUCUGGCCAGCCCUCUGCCCCCGCAGGAGGCCAGCAACCAUGCACAGGACUGUGAUGACAGUAUGGGUUACCAGUACCCCUUCACACUGAGAGUGGUGGGGAAAGAUGGCAACUCAUGUGCCUGGUGUCCCUGGUACAGGUUCUGUCGAGGCUGUGCGGUGGACUGUACAGAGGACAGGGCCUCGGUAGGAAACGCCUACAUAGCUGUUGACUGGGAUCCUACAGCCCUACACCUCCGCUACCAGACCUCACAGGAGAGGAUAGUGGAGGAGCACUGUAGUGUGCAGCAGAGUCGCAGGGCCCAGGCUGAGCCCAUCAGUCUAGACAGUUGUCUGAAGGCCUUCACCAGUGAGGAGGAGCUGGGAGAAGAUGAGCUCUACUACUGCUCCAAGUGCAAGACCCACCGCCUGGCCACCAAGAAACUGGACCUGUGGAGGCUCCCGCCUAUACUGAUAGUACACCUGAAGAGGUUCCAGUUUGUGAACGGCCGCUGGAUCAAGUCUCAGAAGAUCGUCCAGUUUCCCAGAGAGAGUUUUGACCCGAGUGUUUACCUGGCUCCCCGGGAGGCGGGGCUUAACGGGCUACACAGUGUGCAGAGCCGUAGCGAGGGGGAGGGGCUACUGAGGAUAGGAGGAGGAGAAACCGUGUCCUCUGUCUCCGCCCCUGCUGGGUUCCUCAACAUCCUCAAAGCCUCUCCAGCGUCAGGCAGGAAGUCAGCCCCUCCAUCCUUCAUCAGCCGUACCAGCAGCCCCGGCAGCAGCCCCAAAACAGGAGGAGGCAGUCCAGGGGGCAUGGGCAACAGACAGACCCGCCUCAGGCUCCCUCAGCUGGCCAGCCGACACCGCCUCUCCAACAGCAAGGAUAACCUGGAGGGUAGUACCAGGGAGAGGGGCAGCAGCCCUGACACAGAGCCCAGGGAGGGAGCACCGCAGGCGGACACGGACGGUGGGCUCGUGGGUGUGACGCGUGGAGGUUUUGGGGAGGUCAGGGUGAGGAGCGGGCCAGAGAUGUCCACCACAGAUGUGUCCAGCAGCCUCAGUAAUGUCAUCGUGAUGAAUGGGGUCAGUGGUGGCCAUAGCAACGAGGUACUAAGCACGGAGCCCAGCACGGACCCAGAGACCACUGCAACAGCCCAGCUGCACCGAAGAGACAACAGCCUGGAGAACAUCUACAACUUAUAUGCAAUUUCAUGCCAUUCAGGUAUCAUGGGAGGAGGACAUUAUGUGACCUAUGCCAAAAACCCCAACAACAAAUGGUACUGUUACAACGACAGCAGCUGUAAGGAAGUGCACUCAGAGGAGAUGGACACGGACUCCGCCUACAUCCUGUUCUAUGAGCAGCAGGGAGUGGACUUCUCUCAGUUCCUGCCGAAGACUGACGGCAAGAAGAUGGCCGACACCACUAGCAUGGACGAGGACUUUGAGUCUGACUACAAGAAGUACUGUGUCCUUCAGUGAUCAGGAUCCCACAGUCUUCCACCUACCUUCCGCUCAACCGUCAACACUAUGCCUGGAACUCUGGACUGUCGGACUCAGCCAGCCCCGUACGGAAAGGACACAGGGCUUCUUCAGCCAGUCUCAACUGGGCGCCAGGAAGCACAAAAUGGUGUCUUUUGGUCGAGUCAUCACAAACUGAACCACUUGAAUGCCGGACCGGUUGUCAUGAUACCCCCCCUUCUUGUUUUGUCAAGAGAACAACAUUGAUGCCCCAUUUCUUUUUUAAAGCAUUAAGCUGUUGCACAUUGAGCCUGAGGAAACCCACCCGUGUGUGUGUGUGUGUGUGUGUGUGUGAGAGAGAGAUUGUCAGCACAUGAGCUGAUAUUGCUUCCUUGUUGUGCAUAUUUGUCCCCUGCAGCCAUCAAAACAUGUCCAAAUACCUACAUAAUGUCUGUCUCUAUAACUCGCUAUACAGAAACGGUAAUGUAGAGAUUAUACUGUGUUAUUUUAUCGAUAAAAGGGGUUCUCCAAAUGUUCUUAUUUUCCUUCUUCAGUAAUGAUACUGUCAUUUAAAAAAAAAAAAACUCAUAAUGCUACCUCACUGCAUUUCAUUGGCCAAUUGGAACGGUCAAAUAUUUGUGACAGUAUUAAAACCUCACCCACUUCCUCCUUUUGAUUAUCCCACAAAAUUGAGGGGUUUGACCUUUAAUUUGGCCCUUGCCAGGCAACUGCCUAAAACAAAAAUGUGCAAUUGCUGAUCAACAUCGAAUGGCUUUAGGGGCGUUCAUUGUUGUCAUUUUAACUCACAAGCUUGAGUUUAAAUCUUGGUUAUGUUGUGGACAGGUGCCAUAAAGGAUGUUUCAAAGAUAAUAUAUAAAUACAUAUUUGUAUUGUU